AUGCCAGACCACGUAAAGAACGCAAAGAAGGACGCUAAAGAGGCUGUGAACCAAACAGAGGUUGAUGCGUCGCAUAUUCCUGACGCAGCCAAGAAGGCCGCACAGGAAUUGCGCUCUGAAGCUAAGGAACUCAGAGAAGAGGCCGAUCGUGAGUUUGAAGAACUCAAAGAAGACGACGCCGUACAAAACUACAAGAACACCGCGUUGGAAUAUGUGCGUAUUGCAUCGGACCGUGCAGCGGCCCUUGGCUCGUACUUCGCGGCACAGAUCAAAAACACGUCGUCGCGUGCUGUACGGGAACUCCAGAACCCUGUGGUGGUCGUCAACGCGGCCCUGGGCGCGUUUCUUGUGCCGCAGCUGUUGAGAGGCUACGCCAAACACCACGCCAGAUAUCUCAGGGGAAAGUCUGAUGCUAUUAUCAUUUCCACCGUUGGCGCUGCCACCGCAUUUUUGGCUCUUGAUGCCUUUUUGUCUGUUAAAUAUUAUUCCAAAUUCGACAAGAAGAAGUUGUAA
This is a messenger RNA of Lachancea lanzarotensis, 513 nucleotides long. RefSeq names its product LALA0S07e00144g1_1 (gene OM14). The coding region runs from base 1 to 513 and encodes 170 amino acids. The transcript is spliced from 2 exons. Lineage: Eukaryota; Fungi; Ascomycota; Saccharomycetes; Saccharomycetales; Saccharomycetaceae. Gene Ontology annotation, molecular function: nascent polypeptide-associated complex binding. Gene Ontology annotation, cellular component: mitochondrial outer membrane. The record is from RefSeq and is a predicted model, not a curated record.